Messenger RNA from Impatiens glandulifera, 2760 nucleotides. RefSeq names its product HBS1-like protein. Gene Ontology annotation, molecular function: GTPase activity; GTP binding. Gene Ontology annotation, biological process: translation. NCBI's taxonomy places the organism in Eukaryota, Viridiplantae, Streptophyta, Magnoliopsida, Ericales, Balsaminaceae. The transcript has 12 exons. The record is from RefSeq and is a predicted model, not a curated record. The coding region runs from base 339 to 2459 and encodes 706 amino acids.
CUCUAGCGCUUUAGCCUCUUCGGUGUCGGCCCUCUGCAUUGGCGAUUGUUCUCUUCUUCUGAAACGAAGGCGAAUAAUCCGAGUUGUCAAGGUUGGAAACUUUUCUUGAUUGCAUUUCUGAAGGACAUCGUGAAACUAACAGAUUUGCAACCAUUUGUUCCGCUUCAAGCAGUAAUUUUGGUUCUAUUCUAGGGCUUCUAAAGAUCCGGUCCUUAUAUUUGGAGAUUUAGUAAGCUUACCAUUCUGAUUCACCUGCUUACUCUGCAUGCAUUUGUCUCAAUUCUCUAAUGAUGAAUAAUCUCUAGCUGUUAUUGGAAUACUGCAGUGACUUGUCUAUCAUGCCUCGUAAAGUAUCCUAUGGACUGGAUUAUGACGACGACGCAUAUGACUAUGAAGAUUAUGACUAUGAUUAUGAUGAGCAAGAGACGUAUGAGGCAGCUCAGACAAAACAACAGCCUCUGAAAAAGGUUGGUGUGUGGCAAUGCCCCAUCUGUACAUAUGAUAAUGAAGAUGAUACUUCUGCUUGUGACAUAUGUGGUGUUCUACGUAGUCCUUUGGUGAAGGCUUGCAGUAACGGAAGCAGUGACACAGUUGAUGGCAUGUGCAAAGAUUCUGGAGUAUCUAUAAUGGCCAAGUCCCUUUUUGCAUCAUUGCCGCAUUCAAUACCAAGCAAAGCUGUUACUUUUCAGCACGGUGAUACUAUGAAUGAAGAAUCCAAUAGCUUCCAAAAGCACGGAAUUAUGCCUUCUCAUCUAUUAUAUAAAGAUUUUUUGUCACAAAAACAACGAUUUGAUAUAGCACCUUUCAAGUUUGACGUCCCAUCUCCAGAUGAAUUAGUAUCAAAAGGGUUGUUGAAAUCCUUUAAAAUGCCAUCAACAGUGAAAGUCAAUAGGUCUUCCUCAGAUGUUCCUUCAAAACUGAAACAGGAAAAAAGCACUGUUUUGCCAUCCCAGUCGGCUUCUAAAGUCUAUGUUAGCAGUGAAGAGGACGCUGUAUCUUCUAAAGAUGGAGGCCAGCCACAAAGUCUCACGAGUAAUCUAAAUAGCAUGAAUUUGAAUGCCAAAGCUGGCUCCUCUAAGAAUGCACGCACUCGAGGAGCUGCAUCUCAGGCUAAGUAUAAGCCUGAGAAGUGGAUGUUACCUGACCAAGCUGAAGAUGGACUCGCCCAAUUAAAUCUUGCAAUAGUUGGUCAUGUUGAUUCUGGGAAAUCAACACUCUCUGGAAGGCUGUUACAUCUCUUGGGACAAAUAACGCAUAAGGAAAUGCACAAAUAUGAAAAAGAGGCUAAGUCAAUGGGAAAGGGCUCGUUUGCUUAUGCUUGGGCAUUAGACGAGAGUGCGGAGGAAAGAGAAAGGGGGAUAACCAUGACAGUUGCGGUUGCAUACUUUGACACCAACAAAUAUCAUGUAGUUGUUCUUGAUUCUCCUGGCCAUAGAGAUUUUGUACCCAAUAUGAUAACCGGUGCAACUCAAGCAGAUGCAGCAAUCCUCGUUAUUGAUGCCUCAGUUGGUGCCUUCGAAGCAGGCAUCGACAGCUUUGGAGGCCAAACGAAGGAGCAUGCUCACCUCAUUAGAAGUUUUGGUGUUGAUCAAAUCAUAGUUGCUAUUAACAAAAUGGAUGUUGUUCACUACUCUAGAGACCGUUUUGACGCUAUAAAACAACAAGUCACAAUGUUUCUCAGAUCGUGCGGUUUCAAAGAUUCUUUUAUGACGUGGGUCCCAUUGAGUGCUAUGGAAAACCAGAAUUUGAUAGCUCCUCCUAAUGAUCCACAACUCUUGUCCUGGUAUAAAGGUCCUUAUCUAUUGGAAGCUAUAGAUUCUCUCCAGCCACCUACAAGGGAUUACUCAAAACCCGUUUUGAUGCCCAUAUGCGACGUUGUCAGACUGCAAUCUGCUGGACAGGUUUCAGCUUGUGGAAAGCUGGAAACAGGAGGUCUUCGAAGUGGCUCCAAGGUUCUGGUUUUGCCUUCUGGAGAUAUCGGGACAGUGCGAUCCUUGGAGCGAAAUUCCCAAUCUUGCUCCGUCGCGAGAGCUGGAGAUAAUGUUUCUAUUUCUCUUCAAGGCUUUGAUGUUAACCAAGUGAUGGCUGGAGGUGUCCUUUGUCACCCUGAUUUUCCAGUUGCAGUUUCAAAUAAUUUGGAACUUAAAAUUCUAGUUUUGGAUAUCGCCACUCCAAUUUUAGUUGGAUCUCAGUUAGAGUUCCAUAUACACCAUGUGAAGGAGGCGGCAAGAGUCUCCAAAAUAUCAUCACUACUAGACCCGAAGACAGGCAAUGUUAAGAAGGUGAUGCCUCGAUGCUUGACAGCAAAACAGAGUGCGAUAAUAGAGGUGGUUCUUGAAGAAUCAGUUUGUGUAGAAGAGUUUUCUAAAUGUAAGGCGCUUGGAAGAGCUUUCCUGAGAUCAAUGGGAAGGACUAUUGCUGUUGGCAUAGUAACAAAGAUAUUAGACCAGCCUGAAUAGAUGGAUCUAUUACAUUAUGUUACAUUCGGAAUGGGACCAACUGUUUUUGGUUCGUUCUCGAUAUUUCUACGAGUUUUAUGCCGAAUCAUAAUCAGACGUAAACAGCCCAAGAAUUUGUUCGGAAACAAGUUUAGUGUUCUUUUAUUUUGUACAAUAGUAAUUGGAUUUAGCAAUUUCUAGAUUUACUUUGGUUUGGGUAUUUUUCACUUGUGCUUUGUUUUCCCUAUAGAAAUGUAGUUGUAUCUCAUUGAAACUCUUUCAAACAAAUAUAAAAAAUCUAGAAUGCAUAUUGUUUUUGUUA